Messenger RNA from Chara braunii, 391 nucleotides. The record is from the annotation of a GenBank genome assembly. Lineage: Eukaryota; Viridiplantae; Streptophyta; Charophyceae; Charales; Characeae.
UGAUGAUGAUGAUGAUGACCUUGACCUUGACCAUGACGAUGAUGAUGAUGAUGAUGAUGAUGAUGAUGAUGAUGGAGGUGGAAUGGUGGUGACAACGAUGAUGGACUACAGCGGCGACGACGACGAUGAUGAUGAUGAUGGCGAUAAUGGCGGUAUAUGUGCCGCAGCUGCUACUGUUCCAUCUGGUGCUCCCGCUAUUGCAGCAGCUGCUGCUGGUUCAGCUAUUGCUGGUUUAGCUACAGUUUUUUAAUUCUCCUGUGUAAGGAUUGUUCUCAGCAAUGUAUCCGGUCCGUAUCAGCACCAAAAUUCCGUCAAGAAGACUGACCAUUUUCCUGUGCAGGGAAGGACACGAUCUCUGUUUGUGGAUCAUUAAUGAAGCCUGGACAUCGUC